This is a messenger RNA of Lytechinus pictus (painted urchin), 3825 nucleotides long. RefSeq names its product histone-lysine N-methyltransferase 2D-like. The transcript has 6 exons. Bases 349 to 3825 code for a protein of 1158 amino acids. Gene Ontology annotation, cellular component: axon; cation channel complex. The record is from RefSeq and is a predicted model, not a curated record. Lineage: Eukaryota; Metazoa; Echinodermata; Echinoidea; Temnopleuroida; Toxopneustidae. Gene Ontology annotation, molecular function: monoatomic cation channel activity. Gene Ontology annotation, biological process: monoatomic cation homeostasis.
GUUUUCAUUUUCUGCACUGCUGCCGUAUGCCGAUGCCGGAGUACCAUCAGCGCGCUGCAGUCGGGGAAUCUUGAAAGGAUCGUUUUCUGUUCCAAAGACACCGGUGAUAAAAGGGAGCUAGCAUCGGGCGUAGCGCAUUCCCACCCGAGAGCUUAGGGAGGAUUCCGGGGAAUAUUGCAUUUCAGUGGAUGGACUCCGCCCUGUAUUUGUCGUCGGCAAGGUUUUUAUCGUGUAAAUCAUGAUUUUGCCAACAAGAAGGAAUUGACGGAGAUGUUUUUCCAUCACUCAUCCGAACAGAAGUCAAGGAAUAAUCCUCUGUUGAGUUGGGUUUCUUUUUAGAACAGAAAGAUGGUGAAACGAAAGAAGUCCGGCGAAGAUCCCAAAGAUCUGGCAAGGCAGAUUCCACUGCCUAUUCAGAUUUUCCUGUGGAGGCAAACGAGCCCUUUUAUCCGGCCCAAGUUAACAAGAAUCUACGAGGCCAGCUGUGUGUCUUUUGAGCGAGUUCUUGUGGAGAACAAAGUGCACGGCCUGUCGCCAAGUCUCUCUGAUGCCAUAGCCAGUAUUCCAAGAUGGCAGCUUAUACAGGCCGCCCUUCCCCAUCUGAUGCAUUGCUGCGCAGCUCUUCUCACUAACCGAGCCAAGUUAGGGCACGCGGACAAGCUAGGAGUCGGGGAAACCAAGCUCCUGUACACCUUGCACUGGGUUCUCCUGGAUGCUCCGGAUGAGUGUGCCCAGGAAACAACCAAUGAUGAUAACCAGAGUGACACCUGCAGCCAACUAGCUCUUGAGCAUCCUCUCACCACGCUGCAGCUGUUCGUGUACCUCUUUGCUCCACUGGUUUACAGCAUCAAGGAAUCGGACCUGACUUUCAGGUUGGAGAGUGGAGUGAAGCUCUGGCGUGCCUUGUGGGAUCACAAGCAGCCUGAUAUACAGAGCAUGUCAGGAUUGGUGAAGCCGAGACGCAUUAUCAGGGUGGGCAGAAGGCAUCAUCCUAAGAAAGUGAGUCCUGUUAUGAACAAGGUGGCACCGAAGCUAGAGAAUAAGAUUGAUGAGGUUGAGGAAAAGAAAAAGGAAGUUAUUGAAGAGGUGAAAGAAGAGAAGAAAGACGAAGAGAAGGAACAUGUUGAAGAGAAAAAGGAGGAACCAAAGGAAGAGCAGCAACGUCCGAUUGUUCCUUUAGCAGACAUUUCGGAAGUGAGCCGAUUAAGCACUCCAGCUGAUGUGCCUUCUGUAAGCUUGGAGAUUUUCUGUGAGAUGUGCAACACUCCUGUCACCGGAAACCAGGCUUGUAGCUGUGGGAAUCUCAAGGUAUCUUCAGGAUUUAAUUAUGCCCAGCUUCAAGAUGGUCUCCGUGCAAUACAAAAUAGAAAGGACUCAGAACCUAAUAUUCAAAUGAAGAUGGCUCCGAAGUGUACUCCGGUAGAUUUCACACCACCGCCAACAAGAAAGUCACGGCCACAGUCUCUUGAAUUGUCAGGAAGCAACAGCAGCAGCAGAAUUGAAGAUGAAACUUAUGAUGAUCCUUCAAAAGGAGUGUUUCCUUCCCCUCCUUCGCCGCCUCCUGAAAUGCCCAGACGGCGGUUUCCUCAGAGACUUAAUGAUGUGUGCUCUGCAACGCUCUUUGAUGUUGCUGUUCUACGAUGUCUCUUCAGCCCUCAUUGGUCAGAAGAUGGGGUCCAUUGGGCUCUCACAUACAUCCUGACAAGGUUGCGACAGAUAGCUGAUGAAACCAUUGCUGCAGAAAGGGUACGGCAGAGGAGUAAUUCCUCUCCGAUACCACAGAUUACUGUGUCACUUUUCAACCCAGCUCCAGGUCCUCCACCUAAGAAAUUCUCUGUGCCAGCUGCUUACAUGGGAUCAAACCUUGGUCAAGGAUACAGGGUUUCUGAAGUGCGUCCUAGAGAAGCUCAUCCCUUUCAAGGUUCACCUAAGAAGAUUAAGUUAGAGGAGCAGUGUCCACCGACACAUCCUCCUCCCAAGAGGAACAUUCUAGAUCGAAAGAAUUCCCUGGAAAGAAAAAACAGUGGUGAAAGAAAAGGCCCCCAUGACAUGGUCCGUGCUGGAAAGUACAGGAAGGUUGCAAGACCCUCAAAAGCUGGUAGUGCUCUUGUGCCCAAAUUAGAAGAAAUAGAGGAGGUCAAGAUGAGCAAUUCCAGUGAUGAUUCAAAGCAUGAGGAAAGCACAGGUGAUACCAAACCUCUCAUUCCGUCCCCUGAAGAAGUAGUUAAGAAUCCUAGCUUUACCAUUCCUAGAAGAGAACCACUUGAGUUCAAAAUUAAAGUCAUCCACCUGAAAACUCUUCCUUCAUUGUUGAAGGUGGGUGAACAUAACCAAGACAAUUCUCCAAACUGCAAUUCAAAUGAAAACGAACUGACAGAAUCCUUGCUCAAGCCUCUGCAAAGUAACAUUGCUUUCACAGCUUCUGCUGCAACUCUGGACAUUACCAAACCCCUUGAACUUCCUGCAAAACAAACUCUGUCAAAUUCUCCUACAAUGCUGACAGCAAGCUAUGAUAGGCAGCGAACUUCGGUCUUGACACCUCCAUCAUCAUCUCCAGGGAUCAACUCUUUACCAAAUCCUACCCUCAAAGCUCCUGUAAUGGUGUCGAAUCCUAGAUCCAAAGCAUCGGCCUUGCCUCGGUCUCCUUCUCCAAGGUUUGUGACAACAGUCACACCUGGAUCUCCCUCCUCCUCUCCUUUACCACCAGCUCCUGCUGGACAUGGAUCAGCCCCAGCUGUUCAUGCCAAGAGGUUGAUCAAAGAAGCAGGUGGCAUUCAGGACCGGAAACCAAUGCAGCUACAUGGACCAAAUGCACAAGUUUUGCAAGUUCCGGACUGGAACAGUGCCGAUUUAGAACCACAAAUGGCCACCAUUAUAGAGCCACCAAAGAGACUGUCUAAUGGAACAAUGAUUCAGUCGGACUGUGAAACCAAAACCCUGCCGAAGUUGACUAUUCCUCCUCUUCCAUUAUCACCAAGUGCAAAGCCACCUCCUUUACCAUUGACAGGGCCCCCUCCAAUCACUCCUCCUCCAUUUUGCUCCCCUCCUAAGCUAUCCCCACCCAAAAGGGAGCAACCAAAGCUUGUUAAAGCAGUAGUCAUUCAGGAUGAAAUGGAGGAUUUGAGUGACUGGGAGAUGACAACGACCCACAACAACAACAAUAAUCCACACUCUAACCCUGAUUACCCGCCACCGUCUGAUGAUGAUCACGACAUCGAGGAACCGACGGAAACGUGUGCCUUGUUGGUGCCCCCACCCAGGGAUACCACCAAGAAUCCAUUUAAACCUGCUGACAACUGCCCAUCUUCAGGAAGCGAAUGUCCAGGAAGCCAGAAGACCUCUCUGAACAUCCCUGCAUCCAUUUUGCCCCGUAGCGCAUCUGAUACCUUUGUGAACUACACGACACAGGAAGAGCAGGAAGUGGCUGAGGCACCAGGAUCAACUUACUACAUCCAGGAAAAUGGGCACCUGAAUUUCUCUGUGAUAGUUAAAGCCCUUCAUACGAUUGUUACCAAAGAGACCAGUGCCCGUGUGUGCGACGUGGCCCUGAACAUCAUUGACACCCUCUUGGAGUUCAGUGUCAUCAAGAAAGGUGAAAGGUCCAGUCCGCAACAGCCCAAGAUACCUGUGAUCAAGGUAGAAGGCGAGAAGGUUAAGACAGGUGUCAAGGACGGGGAUGCUGAAGCUGCUGCUAAAGGGAUGGAAGACAUGACAGUCCACAACCUGGUGAUGCAGACCCUGAUCCAGGUCUUCAGGGCAUUUGGAUGUCAGCACGGAUGUGGUGAAGGGGUCAGGGGUCAACAAGAUGUUGAAAAACUCACUUGA